GAACCUCAGCCAAUGGAAGACUUAGUGGAGGAAAUUACAGUUGACAUGAGUAAAGUCAAGCUCAGUACGAGGAAAUAUAAAAAGUACGGAGCAGACCAGAUAGAAAGAUUCAUCAAGAUGCUCCAAGAAGAGGGGUUAUCUGUCCCUAAAACGGCUGCGGUAUGCAACAUACCUCAUUCAGGUGCUUAUAGACUUUUGGACGAGUUUAAUAGUGGUGACGGGCACGUACUUCCAAGCACAACAGUCAAACCAAAAACUGUCAAACCUGAAAAACUAUUUCAAGAACAUACCGAAUUCUUGAUUGUUCUUUUUGAUAAAAAU
This is a messenger RNA of Cokeromyces recurvatus, 321 nucleotides long. RefSeq lists its product as uncharacterized. Lineage: Eukaryota; Fungi; Mucoromycota; Mucoromycetes; Mucorales; Mucoraceae. The transcript has a single exon. The annotation marks the transcript as partial. The record is from RefSeq and is a predicted model, not a curated record.